GGGCCAGUAGAACGGAGCGAGCUGGAACGGGGUCCUGAAGCGCACGUCCGAACGCGGCCUUGCCUAAACCUCGCGAUAGUUCGCUCGCUCGCGGCUGCGCGGAUACCCACGUUUCCUGGGAACAGCUCUCUCGCCGUGUUUCGCGACAUCUCUUUCGAGAGAGAAAGAGAGAGAGAUAAAGAAAAUAAAGGCGAAGGAAACGCGAGAGGAGACGCGGGAGUGUCCGUUCCGUCGGGAAGUGCUGGCGCGCGCGCGUAUAUCCUGGCGAUACGUAUAUCGCAGCAGCAGGUAGAAACGGGAGGAAGCGAGCGCAGCGCGAAGGAGCGAGGGAGGAGAGGAUCCGCGCGUUAUACCCUGCGCAUCGGCGUGGAACUCGGCGGGGCCGGAUUCCGCGUGCCCUGUACGUAACGUAGGUGCGUGCGUGCGUGCGCGCGUACGUACGUACGUACUUACGUACGUGCGUGCGCGCGCGGGGACCUGUUGAUAGGUCGCGCAGGUGUACGAAGGUGUGGGCCCCGUCCCCCACUCCGGCUUCUCCCCCCUUCGUUACCGCCACCGCCGCAGGCCGCGACCGCCGCUGCCGCCACCGCCGUCGACGACGACGACGACGAGAGUCCGAGAGAGCACACUCUCGGUUAACGCACGGCGCGUUAUGACCGCCUGAUCGACGAGAGGAUUAUCGGUGGCACCGCCGCAUUGGCCGUCAUCGGGGCCCGCGACGACCGUAUAUGGUGCCGUGGAAAAUAAAACAGCGCAUUCAACGAGGAGAAUAACAAUCGUCGCGAGCGCGGAUUUUGAGUGAAGAGAGCGCGCGCGCGCGCGCGCGCAGGUGUUUGUGCUGCGUGAGUGCGCGAGAAUCCGUCGGAACCGUUGGGAUCGUCGUCGAGACGUCGACAUCGUCGUCGUCGCUGCUCCGUUCUCGGGAGACUCCUUCUUUCCCCCUUCCCAUCUCCCUUCCCCGUCCCUCUUUCCGCGCCGCUAGCGCGGGCCGACCAUCGGCGGAACACCGGAGAGUGCCCUCCUGGUUUUUGCGUUGUGGACCGCGCACGCGAGUGGUGCCAGUGUGAGGUGAGGUUACGCGUGGUGCACUCGUCAGGCCCCGACUUGAGAUGCCGUGGCUGUUCAGACUACGGACUCACGAUUAUAGUUAGGGAGGUAACGUGAGUGAGUGACGACGUCACGAUGCGCAUGUCGCCGCCGCUGGGGUUAGUGCUCGUGGCAGCAGUCACGCUGCUAGCAAGCGCGAAUGCUAACGCGGAGACGAGCCUACGCAUCGACCCGGACACGGCCACGGCGUUCUCAUCAUCGUCGUCGUAUCGCUUCGGAACGACGGAUCGGAAGGAUCGCGACCAGGUGAUAGCCGGGAUGGAGGCCAGCCUGCUCUCCCUCCUGGGCCUCGCGAAGAGACCGAGGCCGCAAGGCCAGGCCUAUAUCCCGCACUCGCUUAGGGAGCUCUACGACCGUCAAAACGCCAUCGGCAUCGCGGACAUCGCGAAGCCGGGCAUUCACGCGCGAUCGGCUAACACCGUUCGUUCGUUCCCACACAUCGGUAAGUUGGACCAUUCUGACCUUUACCCGGGUGCAUUGCGAUUAGAACGUGAAGAGACGACUCGCAUAAUUUCGAAAGUAAACCUACGCAAAAUGAAAUAAAGUUGCAUUAACAACAUUAAUUGAAAAUAAUUGAAGAUAAUCUUGUUAACUCAAUAACAAUAUCAAUGAAAUGUUUUAUUAGAGCAAGAGCAUGACGUAUUUGUUCCAUUAAUACUGUUAUUGAAUUAACAAGAUUGUUUGGAAUUAAACUUAAUAAUUAACCGGUUAAUACAACAUCAUUUUUAUAAUAAAGAGAGAAUCGAUGCACAUGCGAAGUCACAUUUGAAGAUAGCUCGCUUACGUUCCUUGAUUUUGAUUGUUUUGGAAACAGUUUAAAAUUUAUAUCGUUACCAGCAAAGUAUCUUUUUACAAAAAACAACUGAAUAACGCUAUCAAAACGGAAUUGAAUUAAUUCUGUCGGCAAAUUUAUACCAUGUUUCGAACACAGUAGUGUAUAAACAAACCUUUUCAGAUGUAAAUGAGCAAAAUAGUUGCAACGGAUUCACAAAAUUCGGUUUGUUUAUAAAUUAUUCGUUGACAGGAGCUUAGACAGAAGAAAUCAUGGUACAUGUGCAUUAACGAUAUAUCUCAGAAAGAUAUGAUUACUUUUGAAUGAGUUUGUCUUACUGUGUCCUAAAAGGAUGAACAUAUGCAUAAAAUCGAUUCUGUCGUGUGAAUAAACACAAGAGUCUUUACUGUACACGCGAAACGUGAAUCAAUGAACGAUGGUAAGAACUAGCGAGUUGGAAUUCGUAAUUCGAAAACAGGUUGGCGACUCUUUCGACUCUCAGUGAAAGUGCAGUAGUAAACGGAAUGCAAUGUGCGCCCGUUAUCAAUCGUCAUUUCUUCGACGUCGUCGGCAAACGUGAAUGACAAAUUUUCGAACUAUAGGACUCUAUAAUUCCGUACCUUUUAACAUAUCGACGCGAUGUAAAUUCUCUCUCGAACAGUGUUAUGCGGCUUUGCAGAACAGAUUUUCGGGAUCUUCGCUUUUGCACCAGUAACAAGUUAAAUAACGUCAUAUGUCGCCUA
This is a messenger RNA of Temnothorax curvispinosus, 2622 nucleotides long. RefSeq names its product protein decapentaplegic-like. The transcript has 2 exons. NCBI's taxonomy places the organism in Eukaryota, Metazoa, Arthropoda, Insecta, Hymenoptera, Formicidae. The record is from RefSeq and is a predicted model, not a curated record. The coding region runs from base 1183 to 1650 and encodes 155 amino acids.